Messenger RNA from Rubroshorea leprosula, 2493 nucleotides. The record is from the annotation of a GenBank genome assembly. NCBI's taxonomy places the organism in Eukaryota, Viridiplantae, Streptophyta, Magnoliopsida, Malvales, Dipterocarpaceae.
GAUGAAAUCACUGGUGUUGUGUCAUUUGUGACUAGAUUCGAUGAAGAAAACCAAUCAUCUUCUUAAGCAUGUGGUCCUCUUGGAAAAGCGUCUGUGAGCCGAAUUGCUUCAUAUAUACUACUGCGUAGAUCCAAUUUUGUUAUUAGGAACCACAUCAGUAAAAGUUAGUUGGUAUGGUCUUUCCCGGAUUAGGAGUUUAGUCACAUCCUCUCUUCAUUCUCUGCUUCCUUUCUUUCAUGUGAAAGAGAUGCUGGAUCUACUGUCUCUAAUUCAGCAUCUGCUUUCAAUUAUUUCAUAGCCUCCCGUCAGGAGCUAACUUUAGAGCUGGUUCAAGAGCAACUAAGGAAAAUCCAUAUAGUUGGGAGCCUAGAUUGCCUCCACUGGAACCUUGUCCUUUAUCUAGUGGAAAGACUCUACUGGAAUGUACUACACUGGAAAUGUAUCGAACCUGUAAUCUAUCACAUCCUAUGCAUGGAACGCAACUACAACUUGAACUCAACCCCUAGCACUGAACCUCCAAAAGGGGAACCGGCUAGCCUCUAUCCUUAGGACCUAGAAUCUGCUCGGGGUUGGAUAAUCUAUCAAAUGCUGAUUAAAUCAGACUGCGAAACACUGAAUGAAUCCUACCGACUCUGCUUGAACAAGCUAAAGAGAAGACUUUGUCGCCGACGACCAACCUUCCCCGUAGGCUAUCUGCAUCUUUUGUGUUUCUGUUUCUGCCGUAGAAACCAGAACUGAGAAUCGGAGAUUGCUGACUUUUCCGAUCUAUUUGCGCCGUACAGAAAGAGCUUCGCCGCCUGAUUUGGCUCACUGAGGGAAUCAAAGGCAUGGCGGGGCCUCGUAGAGACAAAGGACAGCCGUUUCGCUUGUCUCGUAUUGCCAUAGCCAUUUUGAUCGGAGUUUCUCUUGGUUGCGUCUUCGCUUUCUUCUUCCCACACGGGCUGCUCAGCUUGAGUCCCUCUGUCCCAAAUCGCCGAAUUGGGAAAUCCAGUCUCCAGGUUGCCUCUUCUUCAUGUGAGUCACCAGAGCGGAUCAAGAUGCUGAAGUCAGAAAUUGUAGCACUGUCAGAUAAGAAUUCUGAGUUAAAAAAGCAGGUAAGGGAGCUGACGGAAAAGCUAAGGUUAGCUGAACAAGGAACAGAUCAAGCACAGAGGCAGGUUUUGGUGUUGGGUGAGCAACACAAAGCUGGGCCCUUUGGUACUGUCAAGGCUUUGAGGACUAGCCCUACUGUUGUUCCUGAUGAAUCUGUGAAUCCGAGAUUGGCCAAGAUCUUGGAUAAAGUUGCUGUUAGGAAAGAGGUUAUAGUUGCGCUUGCAAAUUCAAAUGUCAAGGAGUCAUUGGAGGUCUGGUUUUCUAACAUCAAGAGAGUUGGCAUACCCAAUUACCUAGUUGUUGCAUUAGAUGACCAGAUUGCAGAUUUCUGCAAAUCAAAUAAUGUUCCAGUGUACAAGAAAGACUUGGAUAAGAGUAUUGACACCGUUGCCAGAACAGGAGGCAAUCAUGCUGUCUCUGGAUUGAAGUUUCGCAUCUUAAGGGAGUUUUUGCAACUUGGUUACAGUGUUCUUCUCUCUGACAUUGAUAUUGUAUACUUACAAAACCCAUUUGACCAUCUUUAUCGGGAUUCAGAUGUGGAAUCCAUGUCUGAUGGUCACAACAAUAUGACAGCUUAUGGUUUCAAUGACGUCUUUGAUGAAAUUGCCAUGGGUUGGGCUCGUUAUGCUCAUACGAUGAGGAUUUGGGUUUACAACUCUGGUUUCUUCUAUAUAAGGCCUACGAUUCCUGCAAUUGAACUUUUGGAUCGUGUUGCUCAUCGGCUUGCUACACAGUCAAACGUAUGGGACCAAGCAGUUUUUAAUGAGGAACUCUUUUUUCCUUCACAUCCUGGAUAUGAGGGACUGCAUGCUGCCAAGAGAACUAUGGAUAUGUAUAUGUUCAUGAACAGCAAGGUCCUCUUCAAAACAGUAAGGAAAGAUGCUAAACUAAAGAAGUUGAAGCCUGUUAUUGUUCAUGUAAAUUACCAUCCGGAUAAACUUGCUAGAAUGAAAGCAAUUGUAGAAUUCUAUGUUAAUGGCAAACAAGAUGCACUCGAUCGCUUCCCAGAUGGCUCGAACUAGUAGAACCACGGAGUAUCUAUCUCUCUAGCCCAUGAAUGGACUCAUCAGUUCAUGGUAUCCACUCCAUGGAGGUAGUGUAGUCUGUUUCCAUCACUGGAGAGCAAUGUGAAGCGGCUUUCUUCAUCAACCCUAUCCAGUUUCUGUCAAACUUCACUAGAGCAUGCAGUCACGCACUUGCAAUCAUAUACAUUAGCUCUUCGAAAUUGUAUGCUGACAAAUCUUAUUAAUGCUUCAUUGUCUUUCAUUGUAAGGAUUUCACUGGUUUUGAAUUCUCUCUCUUAGAAUAUGGCUUCUUUGUUGUUCAUGUCGACCAAAAUUUCCUUUUCUUGUUUGAUUUACCAUGAAACCUGGGAAAUGAGUUGAUCAAAUGCAAUCAGUU